Neltuma alba is the source of this 3225-nucleotide messenger RNA. Its product is annotated as ubiquitin carboxyl-terminal hydrolase 17-like. Gene Ontology annotation, biological process: protein deubiquitination. Gene Ontology annotation, molecular function: cysteine-type deubiquitinase activity. NCBI's taxonomy places the organism in Eukaryota, Viridiplantae, Streptophyta, Magnoliopsida, Fabales, Fabaceae. The record is from RefSeq and is a predicted model, not a curated record. Gene Ontology annotation, cellular component: nucleus; cytosol.
GAGAUUGGUCUCGCGCAUAUUCGCAAUUCACCAUGUCAGUCUCGCUCUAAAAUCAAUUUCAGAGCCAGACCCAAUUUUUCUCACCACACUCUGCGCAUCCCCGCCCUCCUUCUUCCUGUCUGUCUCCACAAUCCAGAUGCCCCCACUCUUUCCUCACCUCUAUUACUCCCACUUCCCUUCCCAAUUCCCCCUUUUGCUCCUCCUUUUCCCUACUCCGCCUCCUUCGGCGCCCGCCACCGUUGCUUCAUUGGUUUCUUCCCCUCCACUGCUGCCUCUGUCGUCGACGAAUCUAUGUAUAGCAAGAUUGCCAUUUUCUGCAUUUUAUGUUCUGGCCUGAUCCUGGGUGCUGGCUAAAAAGAGAUGUUCAUCCUUGAGCUUUUAGGGUUUCAGGGCCUACUGUAUGUCUUCUUGUUGGUCACUUUUUUGGUGAUUCGUCACAUGUGGAGGAAUGCUGAGGUUAGAAAAGAGGAGAUCAUAAGGCUCGUCGAUAUGGCGUCUCAAGAGGCCGCUAUCGCAGAAAUGGAGGCGUCAGUGGAGUCCAGUUUUGUUCCAGCUUCCCGCGAGUAUCAAUGUGCCGUCUGUUAUUCCCCAACUACCAUGCGCUGCUCCAAGUGCAAGGCUGUUCGCUACUGUUCUGGCAAGUGUCAAAUUAUUCACUGGAGACAAGGCCACAAGGAUGAAUGUUCCCCUCCAAUUUUCCCUGUGCAACUCAGAGAGGAAAGUAAUGCUAACAGGGUUGCAGUAUCAGUUAGACCUUCUGCUGACUCUGAAGGAACACAUGCUGGUACUGCUUCUUCCAAUAAUUCAUAUUCCAGCUUUAGUCCAUCUGUUGCUGAAAGCAAAUCAUCUGACAUUGAUUAUCGUAGCAAAUUGGCAAAACCUGUAUGUCAUAGUACAGCUGAGGCAUCUUCUCAUGCCAUUGAGACAGUGCCGACCACCUCUUUUCCCAUAGACGCUAGAAGUUCAGUGAAUAUUGAAAAUAAACACUCUAGUGCAAGCAAAAAAAGUAAGACGGUUUCUAGUCAUAUUGCUGAUGAUACUGCUCCUAGAUCAAAACUGCCAAAAACCAAGACCGACAAAUCUCAUGAUGCAGCAGCAAAUUUGGUUGGCCAUGUACACAAACGAAAAGUUUCCACAGUUGAGAAAUCAGAAACAGAUACGUCUAAGAGCAGGCCCUUGCCUUCCAUGAAUUAUUCAAGUUCAGAGGCUGUAGCUGCUAAUGCAAAAGAAGAACCACAUAUAUCCAAGCAUAAAGAAGCAAGAAAAUCACCAUACAGUGUCCAUGUGCUAUCCUCAGCUACUAAAGGGGAUUUGCUUCUGCAUGCCAAAUCUCUAAGAUCUGAAAAUUAUCGUGCCUUGCCAGCAAAAGGGGGAGGUAUGCAAAGUCUGCAGCAAAAUGUUCGUAAUGGCUUGAAAACAUCUGUGCAAAAAGUGGUCCAGCAGUUCAGAAGCUCCACAGAUUCAGUGUCUAGCCUUAUAUCUGCUGAAAAUGAGAUGGGCUUUCCUUAUGAACUCUUUACGGAACUCUACUGUCAUGACAAGGUGGAGCUAUACCCCUUUGGCCUUACAAACUGUGGGAACAGCUGUUAUGCUAAUGCUGUACUCCAGUGCUUGGCAUAUACUCGGCCAUUGACUUCCUAUUUCUUUCAUGGGCUACAUUCCAAACAAUGUCAGAAGAAUGGAUGGUGUUUUAUGUGUGAAUUUGAAUACUUAAUUCAGAAGGGCAAAGAAGGGACUAACCCACUUUCUCCCAUUGGGAUAUUAUCUAAAAUACACAAGAUUGGGAGCCACCUUGGACAUGGAAAGGAGGAAGAUGCCCAUGAAUUUUUGAGGUGUGCGGUUGAGAGCAUGCAAUCCAUUUGCCUCAAGGAAGCUGGGGUCUCAACUCCAUUGGCAGAAGAAACAACCCUAGUUGGGUACACUUUUGGGGGCUAUCUUCGAUCUAAGAUAAAGUGCUUAAGGUGCCUUGGAAAAUCUGAGAGGUAUGAGAGAAUGAUGGAUCUUACUGUUGAGAUUGAUGGGAACAUUGGAACGUUGGAGGAUGCUCUUGGUCAAUUUACAACACCGGAAAUCCUGGAGAAAGAUAACAAGUAUUAUUGCGGCAGAUGUAAAUCAUACGAGAAAGCCAGGAAGAAGUUGACAGUAUUGGAGGCACCAAAUAUUCUUACAAUUGUGUUAAAAAGAUUCCAGUCUGGUAAUUUUGAGAAGUUGAAUAAGUUGGUGCGGUUCCCUGAGGUUCUGAAUUUGGCUCCGUAUAUGAGUGGAACAAAAGAUAAAUCUCCAUUAUACAACCUUUAUGCAGUGGUCGUCCAUUUGGAUAUCAUGAAUGCUGCAUAUUCAGGCCACUAUGUCUGCUAUGUGAAGAACUUUCAGGAAGAAUGGUCUAGGAUUGAUGACAGCAUGGUGACACCCGUUGAAUUGUCCACUGUUUUGUCACAAAGGGCGUACAUGCUUCUUUAUGCAAGGCACUCUCCAAAGCCCCCAAUAUCAAUAACUAGCAAUGCAAUCUCUGGAAAGUACAAGAGAAGGAACUUGGAGGCAAUUCCUGCUUCUAAAACCAGAUCAAACUCGUUGGCUGGAAAUGCAUUUCCUCCCACCUCACAGCCUAAGCAAGGCAGGCACCCUCAUCAGAAUGCUGGUGAAGGUCCCUUGAGCAGCGAGUUUGUAUAUCCGGAAGAAUGGAGAUUCCACUAUGGGAAUAGAAACGCAACGGUUGAUUCAUGUAGCGAGAGCUCUUCCCUGUUCAGCUCUUCAGACGCAAGUUCUUGCAGUACUGCUAGCACCAAGGACUCAGGCAAUACUGCUGACUUCUCUGAGUACAUAUUUGGUGAGAUGGCGCCCAAUUGGGAGACUCACCAUGGGCUCUCGUCAAAUUUGGUCACGUAUUGUGAAAAUUUGGGCACAGAUUAUUUAGUGGGUAGUAAUGAUCCUUCUAGGAGGCUGAGGCAGGACAGAGAGUUAGAAGAUAAUGCUGUUUUUUAUGCUAACAGAAAUAGAAGUCAUAGUGGCAGCAGGGGAAGUGACCUUAAAAGGUACGUCUCUGCUAACCAAUGUGACAGUUCUGGUGUACAUGUGAGAAGAACUAGUCGGGAUAUACGUCAGCUCAAACGUUUUUAUUGAGUUUGAGUUGAGAUAUCGGUAACCAUUUGAGUCCAUGGGUACAGUGAAAAUCAAUUUUUUUCAGUCAACCAAUCUCUUCAUGAAUAACAUUUUUCAAUUCUUUUU